ACACGCAUGCACGCGCGCUCACCUCCUCCGUCCUCUCCUCCUCGCUCUCAGAGUUGUUCAGACUUGAGGGAGGAAUGGCGGCCCCUCGGAGUUUCUUCAUCUCUCUCUGCGGUUUAUACCUGCUUUUAUAUUUCCCAUGUGGAUCUACGACAUCGGGCACCAGAAGAGCGAAUCAGGAUCGAUGCGGGUUUAAGGUACCUUCAGGUGCAGAUGGAGGCCGCAGGCUGGCCGUUACCUUCAGAGCCGACAACUGCUCAUUAAACUACCCACUGGGGAAGCACAUGAUCCGUGAGGUCACCAACGUCUCCUUCAGUCAUCUAGCCUGCGACGAUCAGGCCGCCGUGGUUGUCCACUGGUCUGCGAGCCCACUAGGGAUUGAACACAUUAAAGGCUUCAGAGUUUACCUGGAGGACAAGAAUCCAGAAGGGAAACAGUGUCAACACCUCAUCCUCAAAGACCCACGACAGCUCAACUUCUCCUACAAGAACACGAAGCUGAGCAGUCAGCCGUUCAGCGGUUUGAACUUUGACACCGACUACAUGGUUCGUGUGGUUCCCUUUCCAUCUCAGAUGAACGAGAGCUUCUUCCCUCCAUCUUUCCUCAAAACUAACUCGUGUGAAAUGCUCCUCGGAUCAGACAACCUGGUCUGCAAACCAUUCUGGACACCAAAGACGCUGAACGUGUCUCAGCUCGGAUCAAGCCUUCAUGUGGCCUUUGAUCAGGCUCCGCCCUCCUUUGGUUUCCAUUUCUAUUACCUGUACUACAAACUGCGACCGGACGGACCCUCCAAACUGCAGCGCUGCAAACCGGAUGUGAAUCAGCCCAGAACGACAUGUAUCCUCCAGGACGUCACUCCAGGGACCUACACUAUAGAGUUGAAAGAUGACAGCAACACCACCAGGAUGCACACUCAGCACCACGUCAGCCAGGUCCACUCCCCCUGGGCGGGACCUAUCCGUGCCAUGGCCAUCACGGUGCCGCUGGUUGUCAUGUCAGCAUUUGCAACCCUCUUCACAGUCAUGUGUCGCAAGAAGCAGCAAGAAAACAUCUACAGUCAGCUGGAUGAGGAGAGCAGCGAGUCGUCCAAUCACAGCGCAGCACUGACCACUGAGCGGCCGUGGCCCCGCCCCAAAGUCUUCAUCUGCUACUCGAACAGAGACUGUCCCAAACACACCAGUGUCAUCCAGAGCUUCGCCUUCUUCCUGCAGGACUUCUGCUGCUGUGAGGUUGUGUUGGACCUGUGGGAACACCUGGAGAUGUGCAAAGAGGGUCAGAUGUCAUGGCUCAGCAGACAGCUGGAUGAAGCAAACUUCAUCAUCACCGUCUGUUCCAAAGGCCUGCGCUAUUAUGUGGAAAAGAAGAGCCGUCGAGGGAAGACGCCAGUGAGCCGCCGUAGUAAUGGCAGCAGCUCUUCGAUUACUGCGGUUGGUGGGGACCUGUUCAUUGUGGCGGUUGCCAUGAUUGCUGAGAAGCUGCGGCAGGCGAAGCAAAGCGAAGACAGCGGGGCACAGGAGAUGAACCGAUACAUGGCAGUUUACUUUGACUAUUCUACAGAAAGCGACAUCCCCACCAUGCUGAGUCUGGCUACCAGGUUCAAGCUGAUGGACCAGCUGCCUCAGCUCUUCAGUCGGUUCCAUUCGAGUCAUUCCAGUCUGACUGAUCGUGAGCAGCAGCCUCUUAACAUUUCCCGCAGGAACUAUUUCAGAAGCAAGUCCGGGCGCUCGCUCUACGUUUCCAUCUGCAACAUGCACCAGCACAUCAGCCAGAACCCCGACUGGUUCGAAAAGCAGCUUGCUCCUGCUGGAGCAUCCUCUACCUCUCCUGACUCUUCCUCCAAACAUCCGUCUCUCGCUGCUGUCCAGGCUCCGAGCCUUCCGCCCAAACCUUCCUGCUCCUUGACAUCUCAGGCUGAGCAGAGGUUUGACUCUGGCCUGGUGCUGAAUGAGGUGGUGGUGCGAAUACCAUCGCUGGAGAGUGGGGAGGGCGUGAUGGGGAGGAACGUACUCCAGCUGGCCCAUGGUUCCAGCCCUGAUCCCAACCUUUGCCCGAGUCCCAGUUCCACCCCUGACCCCUGUCCCAGUCCUGGUGUCUGUCCCAGUCCAGACCUACCACACUCUUCUCUGUUCAUGCUAGAUCCCAAUUCAAGGUCUGCUUCUGGAAUAUCUGGACUGUUAUCCGAAGACUCUUCCUCCUCCUUGUCCUCCUCUGGUCCUUCCAUCCUCCAGGAUGGCAUUUCCCCUGGUCAGGGACAGGCUGAUGAAGGCCGCCCCACUGUUCCAGAGAUCCCCCCACCUCGUGAUUCAGGCAUCUAUGAUUCAUCUGUUCCUUCAUCAGAGCUUUCUAUUCCCUUAAUGGACGGACUGUCACAUGACCAGGCAGACUCCUCCUCCCUGGCUGAGAGUGAAUCAUCUUUCUAUGGUUUGAGUGAUGAAGAGGCACCCGCUGCCACAUCACUCAGCUGCAGCGCUGCCACGGUGUGCAAAGCUGAGCUGCACCACCAUCAUCACCUCGAGCAAAAUGACACUGUUCUCACACCUGUGGCAUCGUUGUAGGGGUAUGCCUUCAGCCAAUCAAAAGAAGGCUAGCCUGGUGAUGUCAUCUUGUAAAUCAAUGUGCCAACUUGGACCAAAAAGUUGCCUUUGUGAAGAAGGCGAAGCUGGAGGAACCGGAGUGGGAAACAGAAACUGAGUUCUGAAACGCUGAUCUGUCAUAACUAUGUUAACCACUGAGUUCUAGAACACUAUUCCAUGGUAACUAUGGUAGCCACUAUGUUGUAAAACACUUGACCAUAGUGACCAUGGUAACCUUUGAAUUCUAGAAUGUUGAUAAAUAGCUAUGAAAACUAUGGAACCACUGAAUUCUAUAACAGUAUUCUUUUGUAACUGUGGUACCACUGUGUUCUAGAACAGUAAUGACUGUGAUUGCUAUAGUAGCCACUGUGUUCUAGAGCAGUAUUUCCUGGUAAUUGUGCUAAUCACUGAUCACGAGAAAACUUUGGUAAUUGCAGUUCUUUUUUCUUUUUUUUUGUCCACUGGAGGAUUUUUGAAGGACUGGAACUCCAGAUGUUGGCAGAGGUGACCGUUUCAAACCAAAGAUGGCCUCAGGCCACAGUGUCCUGAUUGGCAGACAGAAAUGUAUGACUUGAUGUCAGGUACCAAAACGUGAUGCUGUAACAAACCAGCUGUUCCAGUACUGUUUUGAUGUGAAAAUGCAAGAUAAAGCAGAACCUGAUCAAAGAGUUUACUUGCUGCCCAGGACUGUCAAAGCAGUUCUUACUUAAAGCUGCUGAAUGUAUAAACACCUUAAAGACAUCAGUCAGCACUUUUGGACCAAACACUUCUGGGAAACUCCCUCAGAGUAACUGCUCCACAGAAGUGCAUACCAUCAAGGACACUUUUUUUUUUCCUUUUUCUGUUUGCAUUCACACCUUCGGUAAAAAUGCUAGCAUGAAGUUUGACCCACCUGGCUGCUGUCAUAGCAACAGCUAUCACAAUUACAUAAUGGAGAACACGGUGGUUGGAGCCGUAUGUUUGUUGUGUGACUUUUUUCAUAACAGCGAUGGCAUUAGAAAGGGGACAGAUAUAGACUUUCUAGAGGGAAGCACCAAUUCUGGGCUUUUCCAGUGACCACAGCUGUUAUUGCUGCAGAUAACCAAACAAAUCUUCCCUAUUCUCUGACCAAACAUGUUAUCAAGUAAACCAAAACAGUUCAGAUCUGCUUUGGUUGUGGUGAUUCUUGUAACUCAGUUUCAGUCUCUUUGUUUUCUCUCUGUUUUGCUUAUCGGUGUAUCAAGUCGAGAGGAAAAUCUAGUAAAGAUUUCACAUUUCUUCUGCCACAUACAGGCUGGACUUAACAGAUGCUUUAUUUGUCUACUGUCUUUCAUUUUUAGUAAUCUCUGGCUUACAUAGGUAAUGUUUACUAUUCCUAUUUUAUCAUGGCAAUUGCAUUACUCAAAAGGUUCCUCUUGUGCUUUACUUAAGAGUGAAAAAAGGUCCUUUGCCCUUUUAGUUCUUGCAUUAUGCAAAAAUACAAAAAAAGGGGGACUGCUUUGAUGUAAUAUUAUUUUGUAUUAUCAUGAUUUAAGACCAAAUACUGAAAAAACUUAUACUAUAAGAUAAAGAAUCAGAUGAAGCUUGUUUAAGAGGUGCCUUUUUUAUUUAAAUGUGCCCACUUGUUUCUUGAAAGACAUUUGCAUCAUAAAGAGAAACCUUCUUUAAAAGCACAUCUUGUUUUGAAAUACUUCCAACAUACUCAUGUCUUAUAUUUGUUGACAAAGAUUUAUUGUUGGUGUAACAAAGUAACAUGACCACUAUAAUCGGAUCAUAAAAUCGAAUAUUUUGUUUAAAGAAGUGACAUAAAUGUUAGUACACCUUGCUAACGUUAUGUACAAUGAUGGAAGACUAUCAUUUACGUGAACAAAGUAUUUUGCUUUUUGAGUUUUUCUUUUUAAAAAUGGUUUUCUAGCUCAAGAGAGUGAGUUGCUGCUGAAUGCGUGAGUGAGGAUUUCUGGUUCAUCUGCAGGUUUGAGUUGGCUGGAAGGGACGAUGUAACAUUUCCUACUUGUAAAUAUAACUUUUAUUUUUCUCUGGAAAUGUUUGAUAUGAUUUUGUAUAGUUAGACUUUUAUUUUAGUAAGCUACUUGUUUUUAGAAAUUGUACUGUUUUAUAGUACCUUUUAUAUAGAAAAUAAAAAAUCCUUAUUAAAAAAAGUUAUUUCUAUUUUCUUUCUUUUCAUGACUUCCUGCUGGGGAUGAUUUGGAUAUGAGCAAGCUUUUAUUGUAGCAAAAUAUAAUUUGGAUCAAAAUAUCCUUUAUGGCUGAUCGUACUCUGACAUGCUUCAAGCUGACUAACAGGUUUUAGUUUCUUGUGGUGAAACAAACACUCUUCCCUGAUAUAAAGGCCACUGGACAGCUCUAUAGUUUGUGAGCUGUGAGGCAUCCAGGCUUAAAUAAACAGAAGCUACUAAAUCUCAGAUGUUCUACAAACAGCCUGCUUUUAUUUUCAGAAUAAAAGCUUAAACCCUGGCAUGGUUUAGAGAUGAUUAACAAUUAAUUUAAAAAAGAUUUGAGAAUUCAGUAGGCUACAUACUGAAAGCUUGGAGGAAACAAAAGUAUCAAUUCUAUUGCACUAAUAUCAGUCCGAUAACAAUACCAACUUUGCUAUUGAUAAUAUAAACAUUUGGAUUAUUCUGCCCACGUCUAGUUUGAACUUUUGGAUAUGUAUGAGGUCAUAGAGAGCAGAUAUAAUAUGUAUAAUAUGGUCAUCUUUGGGAUAGAAGCUCCACCCACCUGCUGCUCAAACCUCUGUUUUUAUGAGUGAGUAUCAUCCAGUCAGGAGAAAAUUGGUGUAAAGGUGGAAGAACUAAUACAGCUUGUUUGAGAGGAUUUGUGGUGCUGCAACCAAGGAGCAGAGUCUUUUUUUUGACUGAAUCAUGCAAAGCUACUGUAGAAUAAAAAUAAGCCUGAUCUGGAAAUGCAUAAUACUACUUUGCAUUACACAAAUGUUAAACUAUUUGUUCUUGACAGUCUCUGUUUUUAAAAUUUUCCUCAAUGCAUUCUAAAACACAUUUAAAAUGUUAAUGUUAAAUGUGAGUAAUAUCUUGAGUAAUAUCUUGUUUUAUCUUCAAAGUCAACCCAUGCUUUUAUUUUGAAGGCGAGGUUCGAAGGAAGGCGCUGCUCAGACUCGGCUGUAUAGAAAAAGGAAGGAUUUAUCGCUCUCAGGUUGUUAUCCGGCACAAAUCUUCGCACUGAAGCUGGACUUUCAUUUAUUUUAAGAAGAAACUUUUGUUUUCACUCACUGGAAGAGCUAAACUCACUGAAGCAGCUGAUCCGACUGCUGUUUUUGUUUAAUCAGGGGGUUUUUUUGUUGUUGUUUUUUUUU
Messenger RNA from Haplochromis burtoni (Burton's mouthbrooder), 5879 nucleotides. RefSeq names its product interleukin 17 receptor D (gene il17rd). Gene Ontology annotation, molecular function: protein binding; interleukin-17 receptor activity. The record is from RefSeq and is a predicted model, not a curated record. Bases 75 to 2552 code for a protein of 825 amino acids. Lineage: Eukaryota; Metazoa; Chordata; Actinopteri; Cichliformes; Cichlidae. The transcript has 16 exons.